Molecule: messenger RNA, 2244 nt
Organism: Yarrowia lipolytica CLIB122
Lineage: Eukaryota; Fungi; Ascomycota; Dipodascomycetes; Dipodascales
Biological process (GO): polyphosphate catabolic process
Cellular component (GO): fungal-type vacuole; membrane
Molecular function (GO): endopolyphosphatase activity; phosphoric diester hydrolase activity; exopolyphosphatase activity
Source: RefSeq, a predicted model, not a curated record
AUGCUCCCCAAGACUCUCACCAUUUGGGCUUCGCUGGCCUCUCUCGCAGUGGCCCAGUCCGGCCAGGUGGUGUUUGCUAAGAACGCCGACGGGAAGUUUGUGCAUAGCACCGACGACCUGGACCAGGGCCAGCGAAAAAUCCGUGGCAAGUUUCUCCACAUCACCGACAUCCACCCGGACCCCUACUUUCAUGUUGGAGCAGUGGCAGAGGACAAGUGCCAUGUGGAUCCUGACCAUAAAGAUAGUGACUAUCCCGACGAAGAUUCGGAGUUGGUGUGGUUCCGAGCCACGGGCAAGAAGAAGCAUAACCACCACAAGGGAAAGGACCACGAGAAGAUGCCCAAGGCUGGAUAUUACGGUCAUCCUCUGUCUUCCUGUGACGGACCCAUCAGUUUGAUGAACGCCACCUUUGACUGGAUCGACCAGAACAUCAGAGAUGAAAUCGACUUCAUUAUUUGGACUGGUGAUAAUGUGCGACACGACAAUGACAACCGAUACCCUCGACUCGAACAGGACAUUUUUGGCUACAACCAAAUUGUCUCGUCUAAGUUUCAUGAACUCUUCCGGUACAACGAAACUCGAGAUGGAGAGGGCCACAACGGAGGAGGAGAUCCCCAGCACCCUCUUGUCAUUCCCAUUAUUCCGUCGCUUGGUAACAACGACGUCUUCCCACACAACCUGUAUCUCGCAGGACCCUCGUUCCAGUCUCGACGAAUGUUGCAAAUCUGGAGUGAGUUUGUACCGGAGGCACAGCAACAUAUCUUCUCUCGAGGGUCCUACUACUUCCAGGAAGUCAUUACCGGCAAGCUGGCCGUCAUCUCGCUCAACACCCUGUACUUCUACAAAUCUAACCCCAUGAGCGAUGGCUGCGACGAGAAGACAGAUCCUGGUUACAAACACCUGGUAUGGCUAGGUGUUGUUCUUGAUGAGAUGAGACAGCGAGGAAUGAAGGUAUGGCUCAGUGGCCACGUACCUCCCGUGGAGAAGAACUACGAGGAUUCAUGCCACCUUAAACUGGCAUACUGGCUCACCGAAUACCGUGAUAUCAUCGUGGGAUCUGUGUUCGGACACAUGAACAUUGACCACUUUGUAGUCAUGGAUCCGAAGAAGAUUGAAAAGGCCCAGAGCCAGGAUCUUGGUACUCCGGGUCUUGGAUACAAGAGCCAUGUCACUGAUUUCCUGGACGUAGCCAUCUCUGCAUCCCAUCCCGUCCACACUUUCGGUUCCAUCUACAAGCGAAACUAUAUUGAAAGUGUGCGCGAGGAUUACAGCGAGAUCCCGGGGCCCAAAAAGUGGCUCGAUGAGUACGCCAGCAAUUUCGCCAUUGCUCACGUCUCUCCUUCCGUCAUUCCUAACUACUUCCCUUCUCUGCGAGUAUGGGAGUACAACAUCACUGGCUUGGGUGAGGAGAUUGGUAACCCUCCCCACCCUCCACCUUCUUUCCGUGCAUGGUCUGAUGUUCUUGAGGAGUUUGAGCGAGACUAUGCUCAAGACGUCAUGGACGAAAUCGAGGUCGAAUGGUUUGAUGCUAACAGUGACGUUAUUGAGGCGGAGGAUAACGAUGGUGACGACGACGAAGAUGAAAAUGAGGAUGAUCCUGAGAUGCUGACCGAGGAGGCUAUCAAGGAGGGUGUUGCCAAUAUCAACCCUGAGACUGGAACUCUGGCUUCCAUAUUUGGAGGUCUGAAGUUCUGGAAAUCUUCCACCGCUGUUGCUACUUCGUCGGAGCCUGAGUCUGACGAUUAUGAUUCUGAUUUGGAUGCUGAAAGAAAAAAGGGCAAGAAGAAGGGUAAGAAGGGUAAGAAGGGCAAGAAGGGCAAGAAGGGCAAGAAGAAGAAGGGUAAGAAGGGUAAGAAGGGCAAGAAGGGUAAGAGAGACAAGAGCAUGCCUCCCAAAUUCCCCAAGGAUCUCCAGCCCGGACCUGCAUACAUCCCUCAGCUCUUCACUCCUAUCGGAUACACUCAAUAUUACGCCAACAUCACUCAGUUCAACAAGGAGUAUAAGAAGACAGGCGCUUCAAACUUUGAGUAUGUUGUGGAGUAUACGACCAAUGAUGCCCCUUACAAUUUUGAGCAUCUGACGGUGCGCAACUGGGUCGAGCUUGCGCGUGUUUUGGGCAAGAACUUCCGGGAUCUGGAUCUCGAGGCUGAGAAGUCCAAGUCGGACCAGCUGUGGAAGGUGUACAUGGACCGAGCUUUUGUGGGUACUGGAGCCGAGUACCUGGAGGAACCUGAUGACGACUAA